AUGGAUUUGCGUAGCAACUUGCAUAGUUUUUUGGAGUUCUAUAAAGUCGGAUGGAAAGUGUAUAAGGAUCCUGAAUUUGAGCCCAAUCACCCUGCGAUUUAUUUCUUCAGGGAACAGAUGAAAGCAAUGGUUCUAUACACCACCUCAAAGGAACGUCAGCUGCCCUACCGAUCCAUUUGGCACACUUUUGUGCUUAUUCAAACUUCUGUGUUUUUUGCUUCAGUAUGCUACGGCUUAACGGAAUCGAUUGGGGAUAAUGUUCAAAUCGGCCGGGAUCUUGCUUUUAUAAUUGGGGCUUUUUUCAUCAUCUUCAAGAUGUUCUAUUUUCUAUGGUUUGGUGAUGAUCUCGACGAUGUUAUCAACGAACUGGUAAAACAUCAUCCUUGGGCAUGGAAAGGUCCUGGAUGUGUGGAUGUUCGGCCUUUGAAGCGAUGGUCCUUUUGCUUGGGAUUUUUCUUGGCGUCAUCUUGGUCGUUUUUUCUAAUAAUUUUCCUUUUGUUACUUAUGACGACACCUUUGUGGGUUCAACAGCAGAAUCUUCCUUUCCACGCAGCCUUUCCUUUUCAGUUGCACGACCGAUCGACCCACCCAAUAACCCACGCCAUAAUCUAUAUAUCUCAGAGCUUUCUAAUGACGUAUGCCAUAGUUUGGCUUAUGUGCAUCGAGGGACUAUCCGUGUGCAUUUAUUUUGAGUUGACCUUUGCCACAGAGGUUCUGUGUCUCGAACUUAAACACCUUCACCGGAAAUGCGAUGACAAUGCGAAAUUAAGAUUGGAGACGAAUCGAUUGAUCAGGUUCCAUCAGAAGAUCGUUGAAAUUUUAAAUCGUACCAACCACGUUUUCCAUGGAACUCUCAUCAUGCAAAUGAGCGUGAACUUUGCCUUGGUUUCCUUGUCCGUUUUGGAGGCCAUGGAGGCCCGAAAAGAUCUCAAGGUGGUGGGUCAAUUUGGAGUUCUCAUGGUUCUUGCUUUGGGACACCUUUCCAUGUGGUCGAUGUUUGGAGAUAUGUUAUCCCGGGAGUCGUUGAAAAUUUCACAGGCUGCUUAUGAAGCAUAUGAUCCUGCCAAGGGAUCCAAAGAUGUUUAUAAAGAUCUCUGCUUUAUAAUUCGAAGUGCCCAAAAUCCUUUGAUUAUGAGAGCCAGCCCAUUUCCUUGCUUUAAUUUAGUUAAUUAUGCUGCUAUACUCAACCAAUGCUAUGGCAUCCUGACAUUUUUGCUAAAGACUUUGGAAUAAAUAAUAGC
Molecule: messenger RNA, 1241 nt
Organism: Drosophila ficusphila
Lineage: Eukaryota; Metazoa; Arthropoda; Insecta; Diptera; Drosophilidae
Product: putative odorant receptor 65c
Exons: 5
Coding region: 1-1233 (410 amino acids)
Biological process (GO): sensory perception of smell; detection of chemical stimulus involved in sensory perception of smell
Cellular component (GO): plasma membrane
Molecular function (GO): odorant binding; olfactory receptor activity
Source: RefSeq, a predicted model, not a curated record